This is a messenger RNA of Trichoderma virens Gv29-8, 1602 nucleotides long. RefSeq lists its product as uncharacterized. Gene Ontology annotation, biological process: tRNA methylation. Gene Ontology annotation, molecular function: tRNA (uridine) methyltransferase activity. The transcript is spliced from 2 exons. Lineage: Eukaryota; Fungi; Ascomycota; Sordariomycetes; Hypocreales; Hypocreaceae. The coding region runs from base 1 to 1602 and encodes 533 amino acids. The record is from RefSeq and is a predicted model, not a curated record.
AUGAAGUUUCAGCCCCAAGAGAUCCCCCUGGGGUCGCCGCCUUUCUUUCAAGAUGAGGCCAACCGGACUUGGGUGCCCCUAUACAGCCAUCCCUGCUCCUUUGGGCCCGACAUCUUUGUGGACAAGAUGAUGAAUCUCAUCAAGAAUCCAAACCUCAACUCGAGCUGGCUGUUCCGGGCCGACAUUCUGUACGACCAGGCCAAGACGACUAGCAACACCAACAGCAUCAGCAGCAGUAGUGCCACCGCCGAUAUCCGCGGCAUGACCCUUGAGCGCACCCUCGUCCGCAGACUCAUCCCCAGAAACGAGCGGAGAGACAAGCCCCUGGAGCAGACAUGCUCCUUUUUCACGACCAAGAGACCCCAAGAUGGAGACGACAUAAAUUCCGCGGCACCUGCGUCCGGAUCUGAAUCUGGAUCUGGAUCUGGAUCCGAACCCAGAUCUCCGUCUCCAUCCACGCUCGUCAUAUAUAUGCCCCAUUCGUCCUCCGCAGGCAGUCUCCCGUUCUACCAUCCCAAGGUCCAGGGUAUCGCACAUCUUCAUCAGUGGGAUGAGUCAGGCAAAGGCACCAUAUCCAUUCACUUCCUCCCCUAUCCGGAACAUCCCUUGAGCGACGCGAGGCUACAGCGAACAGCCUAUCAUCUUCUCGAAAUCAUCGACAAGCACGGCCAUGGCGUUGCGGAGGGUUAUGUGAAGAGAGUCAAUCAUGAUUUGGUCAUCCCCCAGGAUAGAUUUCAGAACCGGUACGCACUUCUCAAGAGCAAGUAUGCUCGUCAACUCGUCGACUCAUGGGCCGAAAAGACAGACCCGUCCAAGCACGUCUUUGAAGACUUGGGGAUAGCCGCUUUUCUGAUCGAGCUAUGGAGCGACAUGUAUCCCAAAGAAACUGCUGCCUUCCCGGGCUUCGUCGAUAUUGGCUGCGGAAACGGCCUGCUGGUCUACCUGCUAACACAGGAGGGCUACUCUGGCUGGGGCUUUGACGCGAGAGAGCGCAAGUCGUGGGCUCAGUACCGAACGGGGGGCCAGGCCUCCCCCUCUGGCUCGUCUCUGGAAGAGCGACUGCUGCUCCCAGCCAUCGUCUCAAGAAGCGGUCAGGGGCAAGCCAAUGCCAAUGCCCAAGGCAAACAAGGCGGCCAAGGCAACCGAAACAACAAACCAGCUGACCCAUCCGAGGGCGUCGUACAUGAUGGAGUCUUCCCGCCGGGCACAUUCAUCAUAUCCAACCACGCCGACGAGCUGACGCCCUGGACGCCGAUUCUUGCCGCCUGCUCCAGGUGUCCCUUUAUCAUGAUCCCCUGUUGCAGCCACAACCUCACCGGGGACAAGUUCCGUGCACCCCCUCCCCAGGACAAGACCAAAGCCAAGUCGACGUAUGCGUCGCUAGUCGACUGGGUUUCCAGGAUUGCGCAAGAUUGCGGCUGGAAGGUCGAGACCGAGAUGCUGCGAAUCCCUAGCACCAGAAACACUUGUCUCUUGGGGAGGGCCCGCACGCGAGAGGUGCCAGAGGCCGAUGUUGAAACUCUCAUCGCAAAGUACGGCGGCACGGGUGGAUACUACGAAAACGUGGCCAAGCUCAUCAAGUCUGGCCCAAGAGGUCACUAA